Molecule: messenger RNA, 978 nt
Organism: Chironomus riparius
Lineage: Eukaryota; Metazoa; Arthropoda; Insecta; Diptera; Chironomidae
Source: the annotation of a GenBank genome assembly
AUGUUAGGAAACCUCAAUCAGCGUGGAAUUUUACGAAUUUAUUUUAUAAUCCCCACCCUUACCUUUAUAAAAACUACUAUAAAUAAUGUACAAAACUGUUAUCUUCUUAUCAGUCUGUACCGAUACUUUAUCAAGAUGAAACUUUGCUUCUGCUUAAUUAGUUUGUCGCUAUUCUGCUUUGUAUCAGCAGAUUCAGGCGAAGAAACUUCAACUUUUGAAAUAACAGGAAAUCCAGAAAAUGUCGAAGACUUCGUCUUUAAAGGAAAAGAAUUAAAAUUAAAAGGACCAAGAUUACAAAUCUCAAGUGGAAAUCAAGCUAGUGACACACAAUUCCCAUAUGUUGCUGAGUUGGCAAUUAAUACAGCUACUGGUGGAUUUUUAUGCACUGGUUCAUUGAUUGGACGUAAUUGGAUCUUGACUGCAAAGCAUUGUAUUGAAGGAAAAACAGUUACAUCAAUUCGCGCAUCUUUGGGAUCAGCAGAUCGUCAAGGCACAAGAACUCAAAUAUUAGUAAAAGCUGUUUCUUAUACAGUUUCUGCUGAUAUAGCUUUAUUCCGUCUUGAAACAAGUGCACCAAUCAGUGAUACUAUUAAAACUGUCCGUAUUCCUAAAAUCACAAGAAUAUUUUCUAAUUUUGAAAACUACGAUUUCACUGCUAUCGGAUGGGGAAUGGUUUCUCCUGGCGUAUUUUCCCGUUUCUUACAAUAUACAAACUUCAAAACACUUCCAUCUGCAAGUUGCCCACUCGUCAAUGUUGGUCAAUAUUAUUUAUGCAGUCAACCUCCUACUGGAACUUCCCAACUUUUGGGCGGUGAUUCCGGCGGUCCUGGAGUUAUUGUUGAAACUGAUGGAAUUGAAACUCAAAUUGCUGUAAAUGUCGCAUAUGUCACCUCUGGAACCAACAUUUGGCAAAAAUCAACAAGAGUUUCAAACUUCUUGGUUUGGAUUUUCACUCAAACUGGAAUCAUCUAUAUCUAA